Molecule: messenger RNA, 279 nt
Organism: Dibothriocephalus latus
Lineage: Eukaryota; Metazoa; Platyhelminthes; Cestoda; Diphyllobothriidea; Diphyllobothriidae
Source: the annotation of a GenBank genome assembly
AUGUCUUCUCCGCCUUUCCAACAGUCCUCCUCCGAUGCAGAGCACGGUCUCGGUGUCUACUACGGAGGUCUGUUGCUCUACCUCGGACGGCUUCGUCUCCAGCGUUUCUCUUGGCCGCGCAUCAUCAAGCUCUCCUAUCGCAAACGUAAAUUCAUCGUGAUCGUGCGAUCCCUCGAGGAGACCCAGGCUGAACGUACCUACGAGUUUCGUUGCGCCACGGAAUUGGCUGCAAAACGUCUAUGGACCCUGUGUGUCGAGCAUCAUAACUUCUUCCGGUGA